AUGGGUUUUCGUUUUCCCCUAGUUGUUAAAGCUAAGAAACUUCUUCAGAGGUCUUUUUCAAAUGCAAGCCAAUCAGCUUCACCGGUAUCCGAUGUCCCAAAAGGCUGUUUGGCAAUUUAUGUCGGGAAUGAUGAGAUCGAAAUGAAGAGGUUUGUGAUCCCUAUGUCAUACCUCAACGAACCUUCUUUCCAAGAUUUGCUAAGCCUAAGUGAGGAAGAAUAUGGAUUCAAUCAUCCAAUGGGUGCUCUCACAAUUCCAUGCGGAGAAGAGACCUUUGUUGAUCUUAUUUCUUACUUGAAUGCGUCAUGA
Morus notabilis is the source of this 309-nucleotide messenger RNA. Its product is annotated as auxin-induced protein 15A. Bases 1 to 309 code for a protein of 102 amino acids. The record is from RefSeq and is a predicted model, not a curated record. Lineage: Eukaryota; Viridiplantae; Streptophyta; Magnoliopsida; Rosales; Moraceae. The transcript has a single exon. Gene Ontology annotation, biological process: response to auxin.